UACGAUCGUUGUAAUUCAUGUGUUAACGGUAGUGUGGCGGACCUGUCUUGAGACAUUUUUUACUGUCAGUUUAAAUUAAUUUAUCCUUUGGUGGGUUUUCUGAAGCAUUGUAUAGUGGGAAAAGACCAUGGAUGUCGGGGAGCUGUUGCGGUAUCAGCCGGACAGAGGAACUAAACGACCCCGGGAAGAGGAAAGUGAAGAGGCAAAACUUCGUCAAAAAUUUGGGCGCGAUCGAUUUCGCAGCUAUGAAGAUGUGGAUCCUGCUUUUGUUGUUGAGGAAGAAGAAAGCAAAAAGAAAGCUGAACAGAUGCUUGAAGAAAUGGAGGAAGAAGAGCCUGAGCCUGUGGAUGAAGGCUAUAUUAAGAAGAUGAUUCUUACAUUUGAGAAACGUUCUUACAAAAAUCAAGAGUUGCGCAUCAAGUUUCCUGACAAUCCUGAAAAAUUCAUGGAGUCGGAACUGGAUCUGAAUGACAUCAUACAGGAGAUGCAUGUGAUUGCCACCAUGCCUAACCUAUAUCGCCUCUUAGUGGAGCUCAACGCUGUCCAUUCAAUCUUGGGUUUACUUGGGCAUGAUAACACAGAUGUUUCGAUUGGUGUAGUGGAUCUGUUGCAGGAGCUUACAGAUAUUGAUACUCUGCAUGAGAGUGAAGAAGGAGCCGAGGUGAUCAUAGAUGCACUGCUGGAAGGUCAUGUUGUGGCGCUGUUGGUUCAGAAUUUGGAACGAUUAGAUGAGACAGUAAAGGAAGAAGGAGAUGGUGUCCAUAACACUCUAGCCAUCAUAGAGAACAUUGCUGAAUUUCGUCCAGAGAUGUGUUCUGAGGCAGCUCAGCAGGGUCUUAUGCAGUGGCUAUUAAAGCGAAUUAAGGCAAAGAUGCCUUUUGAUGCCAACAAGCUGUACGCUAGUGAGAUCCUUGCCAUUCUCCUUCAGAACAAUGAUAGCAACAGAGAAUUGCUAGGUGAGCUGGAUGGGAUCGAUGUGCUGCUUCAGCAGUUAUCGGUCUUUAAACGUCACAAUCCUAGCACUGCUGAGGAGCAGGAGAUGAUGGAGAAUUUGUUUGACUCUCUCUGCUCUUGCCUGAUGCUGAGCUCUAACCGUGAACGCUUCCUGAAGGGAGAAGGGUUGCAGCUGAUGAACCUCAUGCUGAGGGAGAAGAAAAUGUCUCGUGCCAGUGCUUUGAAGGUUUUAGACCAUGCAAUGAUUGGCCCAGAAGGUGCAGAUAACUGUCAUAAGUUUGUGGAUAUCCUUGGACUGAGAACAAUAUUCCCACUCUUUAUGAAAUCUCCAAAGAAAAUAAAGAAAGCUGGUGUCACAGAAAAGGAGCAUGAAGAACACGUAUGUUCAAUCAUGGCUAACAUGCUGCGGAAUCUGAAGGGCCAACAAAGAACCCGCCUGCUAACCAAAUUCACCGAGAAUGACUGUGAAAAGGUUGACAGGCUGAUGGAGCUGUAUUUUAAGUACCUGGAUGCUGUACAGCUAGCAGACAAGAAGAUUGAAGGAGAAAAACACGACAUGGUCAGACGAGGCGAGAUAAUAGAGGAAGACAUGGAGGAAGAGUUUUAUCUGCGUCGUUUGGAUGUUGGGCUAUUCAUCCUUCAGCUUGUCUGCUACAUCAUGGUGGAGAUUUGCAAUUCUAAUAUUCCUCAGGGUCGUCAGAGGAUAUUCCAGAUCCUCAACAUGAGGGGCAGCUCAGUCAAAAUUGUUCGACACAUCAUGAAGGAGUAUGCUGCAAACAUUGGUGAUGCACAGAGUGAAGAAUUUAAGGACAGUGAACAGAUGCGGAUCUUAGAACUUCUUGAAAACUUUUGACACCUGCCUGAUUUUAUAGUUGGACUGUAACAUCAUUGAUCCUUUUUUUUUUGGGGGGGGGGGCUAUGCCGGGGGGGUCCAGUAUCUUUAACAAUAUUGAAAAAGUACACUUGGAACCUGUAAAAUAUUCAUGAAGAACAAGAUGAUUUUCUUGGAUGGCAAAGAUGGCCCAAAUCAGUAUGAACUUGCAGGAAUACAGAUCUGUUGUAUAGAUCUUUUUUAAUAAAAGAGCCCUUUUAUAGGAUAUUAUUUUGAAAUGUUGGAUUAUUUUAAGUUUUUUUAUAUUUCUUUUCUUGUCUGCUUCAUGGCUAUAGUAAGUUAUUUAAGAUCAGAGGGCUUAUCUUCAGGCAGUUAGCUGAUGGGAGUCUUUUAUGGUGUGCAGAACUGUAUUUUUGUCUACAAGAAGUGGAAUUUGAAAAGCAGAUUGGCUUUGAGGCAUAUAUUGUAUUGCUGGUGUUCAUAAACAAGAAUAUACUGUCAUAGAAUUGUAAUCAAAUUUCAUGGUCAUGUUUUAUCAUAGAUUGCCUUGGCUUACAUGAAGCCAGGUAUGUAUCUCUGUAUGUUUUAAAGUCCCUGACCCUGCUUGUACCAUUCCAGUAAAAAUAAAACCAUGCUGUAGAUGGUUUACAUUUUCAUUA
Messenger RNA from Protopterus annectens (West African lungfish), 2445 nucleotides. RefSeq names its product catenin beta like 1 (gene CTNNBL1). Lineage: Eukaryota; Metazoa; Chordata; Ceratodontiformes; Protopteridae. The coding region runs from base 128 to 1807 and encodes 559 amino acids. The record is from RefSeq and is a predicted model, not a curated record. Gene Ontology annotation, cellular component: spliceosomal complex. The transcript is spliced from 16 exons.